AUGUCUCGUGCGGGAUUCAGCAUCCGCAAACUUAUUACGCAACGGAAGACAUGGCCCGAGUCAGAUAGUGACAACGAAGAUGCCUUUGAGUGUUCCAGCGCCAAAACGAUCCGGAUGCAAUAUGAACUGGAGCAGUACCAGCAACAGCAACUUCAAAAGGAGCUCCGCCAUGCGCACAAGAGCCGGUCGUCAUGGAUGAGCAGCAACUCGUCGCCGAAGCGGAAAACGUAUAAGAAGGUCCCCAAGCCCAUCGUGGUCGUUGGACACGGCAGCAAUGGUGUCGUGGUGCACAGCGGCGGUGCGAGCAGGAGGAUCUCAACGCCUCUGCCAGCAUCGGCCCUGUCGGGUCUCGUGAGUCCCGGAACACCACACUCGCACUCUUCGGACGGUUCUUUGUCUUCUUGCAGUGGUGGUGACUGCAGCCAACGGCAUCACCGCCAUCAACGGCAUCAUUCCGACUCAAAGGCUGCCCCUUCUGCUGCCGCGGUCACACCUUCAAAGCCUCGCCUUUCAACACCAACGAUGACGGCUGGAUGGGUAAGCCCACGCGGCGGUGCUCUUUGUCCAGUGGCAACACCAACCUGGGCAACAAAGAAGCCGUCACAUGAUGGUCGUUCAUUCCUGAUUCCUGCCUCACCGAGUCCCGGGUUGGCUCGUGGUGAUCAGGAUGGGACAUCGUCUCCACAACCAACGUCCGCGACCAACAGCAGCCACACCUCACAUGUCAAAACGCCCACCACCACGAAGACAACUCUCAGCUCAGCCGCCAUCACCACAGAAAAGAAGUCGGCAGCCAUGAACAGCCAUCAACAACGGGAUCCUCGAUAUGGCAACAGCGCCGAGUCAUACACCCUGAACCCGCCCAUGACGCAAGACGCCAAGGACAGGAAGGUCGGGGUUAGGGAGGUUCUCAGGGCUGUGCAAAGCCCCUCAAAAGUAUCAGAUGAAGAUGAAAAUACCUUUGAAGGGAUCCUUGAAGACAAGGAUUAUCAGAACUGCGAUCACUUGCCGGACAAUGUCCAGCAGUUGAUCUGGGAGACCGACGAGGCCUUCAAAGCUGUCGGCACAGCCUUGGCGGAAGCGAGACUUGCUUCCCAAUCGCACCCUCAGUCCAAGGAGCUGCAGGAACAGGUACAACAGCUGCAACGAGCAUCGCAGGCAUUGCAGAUCCAGACCAAGAGUCUAGACACCACACUGUUGCAGACGCUGCCGUCCACCACUUACCAAGCCCCACUGUCCCGCGCCCGAAAAGAUUCCGUGGUGACGUCUCCUAUCUCUCCCACACCCGGCCGCGGGAGCAUCACCUCAUUCCCGAGGAAGAACAAAUCCCCAGUGUCAUCGUCGGACAACAUGCUCCGGUCGCCCACCCAUGCAACAUCUAUCAAAAAGGCCAAAAGAAAGUCGCCUGCAAGACCCAGGACGCCUCGUUCAGCAACAACACCAACACCAACCACUUCGACCUGGCCCGACACACCAGCACCCACUGCCAAAGCAAGCACCUUUGGCCCGUCAUCAUCGAGUGCAGAAAGUAGCGGAAGCACCGUUCAGCGGCAGCAAAACUCGUACCGCUCGCUUUCUCGGUGGAACCUGAAAGCAGACAACGUCACCGAGAAGCUGUUCAACGGGUCACGCGGCCGUUUCGGCUUCCACAAGAUAGAGGCUGAUGAGGUGAUAACGCCCGGCCAGGUCCAGCAGUACAGACAGAGCAGGAUCGCGAAGGCUCAGGCUGAGGCUCAGGCGGAGACCAGGAGGUCCAACUCCAACGAGUCGUUGCGCAGCACCGCCGGGAGCGUUGGAGGGACCGUUUCCGAUAGCAACAGCGUGAACACGCCUGUCGAGCCAUUCCAUCUGCAGGACUUGCCAUCGAGGAUUGGGAAUUCGGGUGCAAGCCUGGGAGUUCUGUCCCCCGUUGCCGAGGUACUGACACCGAAGUCGUCCACCUUUGACCUCGAUAAAGACGCUUCACGGAAGUCAGACCCAACUGAGCCCAAGACGCCCACGACCGCGAUGUGGCCUCCAAAACAGGAGCAGACGCCGUUGGCGACACCUCCUCCUACCCCCCCGCAGCCAUCGCCCAACGCCUCUGCUGCGCGUUUCCCCGCAUCGGUGCCGUCUCCAGAUGAAGACGCCACCACAUUCUUCAAAAGCCACUCGUUCCCAGACCCGCCAGUCAAAGACUCGCCGCAACGACCUACACACAAGCGCGGAAACUCGUCAAGUUCGCGCGUCCCCAUCCUGCCUACCAUCCCUGAAGUGCGCAUCACAUCGCCUCCAAGCCAGCAUAGCUACCCAAAAUCUCAGAAUGAGCGCAGGCCAUCCGAGAUGCACAUGGAUCAGCCGAGUCCACGGCUGAGCCCCCUAGAUACGCCGAACUUUGAGGAAGACGACGAGUACUUGUUCUUCAAGUCAGCACCGUUCACUGUGAACAUGCCGUCCUUUGAACAUGGGCGUAUCCGCCUCGCCAAGGCUGAUCUCGUCAACGCCGGGACAAUCAAUUCUCUCGAGUCGAAGCUGCUCUCCUCACCAGACGAGACACUCGACUGGACGGCGUUCCAGAUGGCCAUCCUGGGUGGUGCAGGGGACUUCUUCAGCGACCCUAGUGACUUCUGCGCUCGUGACGCUGAGGAAGAGCUGGUCGAUGACUUGUGCGACUGGCUCGAGGGCUUUGGGCUUCCCUCGGGGGCGCUGGGGGCGCUGGUCAAGUCGGAGGAGAAGGCGCCGACGAUGAGCCCAGUGAUGCCUUAUGUCCCGGCGCAAGUGUCGGCGAUCAGCCCGCCUGGGUCAGGCAGCCGGUCGUUCCACGACCCGUCCCGCAACCACAGCAUCAACCAUAUUGUCAACGGGAGCAUCUCUUCUUCAUGCUCGGGUUCGGCACGGUCGAGCGGGGAGGUGAGUGAGGAGGUUCAGGAGAUGCUGCAGGUGCAGAGCAUGCCGAUCCCGAUCAACUCUGAGCAUCCGUCGGGGUUCUGGAACACGCGCCCCUUCGACGCGGCACGGUUUUACACGGGCGGCGGGAUCAAGAGGUGGACCCUCGAGGGCCACCCCAAGAGAUACCAAGGCCCGGGCAUCGACGUGGACAAGGCAAACACGCUCCAGCGUGGGAGCCCCAAGCCGUCGCCCGAGGGAGUGGAGGGAGUGGAAGGGGGACGAGUCAAGCUGAGAGAGGGCGUGGACAGCCUCCCGCAAAGCCCGAUGCUGGAUCUCGUCAUGACGACGGGGGUGGACGGCAGCAAGGAAUACGUGCCCAUGGGCUACAACCUCGGGCACGACCUGGGCGACUUCCUCAAGUGGGAGUCGGAAAACGUGUACGCGACGGCGUUUUAUGGAUCCGACUGA
Molecule: messenger RNA, 3336 nt
Organism: Diaporthe citri
Lineage: Eukaryota; Fungi; Ascomycota; Sordariomycetes; Diaporthales; Diaporthaceae
Exons: 1
Coding region: 1-3336 (1111 amino acids)
Source: RefSeq, a predicted model, not a curated record